AUGACGGAAUUGGGAAAUGUCCAUACGGUAGUUGAUGUGGAAACCAUUUUGGAACUGGUCCACCGUGUCUGUCAGCAGGGCUCCGUUAUGGUCAACUGUACCUACUGCGUUAAGACCCCCCAGCCAUCGAUAGUGACUUUACCCGCACUGUCCGAGCAGUGCCUGGCUUUAUUCGAAGUCGUGUGCGCCGCAUAUGACAUCUCGACCCAGCCAGCUCUCUUCGACCCCAGCGUCCUCGCAUUCGAGCAGCCUCCGGGCCCCUUCGUCUGUAUCCGAAGUAAAGUCGUACUUGGCCAAACCGAGCUCGAUGAAGAUGAGGCCCAACUGUUAGUUCGCACACUCCUCGGCCGCACACUGAUGCGCUUGGUGGAGCUGAUGGAGGGCUUAAAAGAAAUUGUGCGCGUGUUAUUGGAGAGUGCACAACAUAGCCGCACGUGCACCGCCGCGCUGAGGGCCUGCGAAGCUUCUCUCGAGUGUACCAUUGGGCGGUUGACCGUCUUCAUGCAACAGAUCGACGUUGAAUGUAGUGGACUAGCCUGA
Messenger RNA from Penicillium lagena, 540 nucleotides. RefSeq lists its product as uncharacterized. The transcript has a single exon. Bases 1 to 540 code for a protein of 179 amino acids. The record is from RefSeq and is a predicted model, not a curated record. NCBI's taxonomy places the organism in Eukaryota, Fungi, Ascomycota, Eurotiomycetes, Eurotiales, Aspergillaceae.